Messenger RNA from Aegilops tauschii subsp. strangulata, 537 nucleotides. RefSeq lists its product as uncharacterized. Gene Ontology annotation, molecular function: nucleic acid binding. Gene Ontology annotation, biological process: DNA integration. The record is from RefSeq and is a predicted model, not a curated record. Lineage: Eukaryota; Viridiplantae; Streptophyta; Magnoliopsida; Poales; Poaceae.
AUGGACGAGACUGAAGCUCGGCAAGUGCAGCGCCGAGCAUCCGCCUACAGCAUCAUCAACAACGAGCUCGUCAAGCGCAGCUCCACCGGCGUAUUCCAACGUUGCGUCGAGCAGGACAAGGGCAUUGAGAUCCUCCUCGACAUACACCAGGAGUCGCUCAUCCUCAAGUGUGAGGGAUGCCAGCGCUUCAGCCAGCGCAGCCACCAGCCGGCGUCGGCACUCCAGACCAUCCCGAUCGCCUGGCCCUUCGCGGUCUGGGGACUCGACAUGGUGGGGGCCUUCAAGACCGCCCGAGGCGGCAUGACGCAUUUGCUGAAUCAUCAGGACAACGGCACCAACUUCGCCAAGGGCGCGCUCGCGCAGUACUGCUUCGUCUCCGGCAUCCGCCUCAACCUGGCUUCCGUUGCACACCCGCAGUCCAACGGCCAGGUUGAGCGGGCCAACGGCCUCAUCCUAUCCGGCAUCAAGCCGCGACUCGUCGAGCCGCUCAUCCGUUUGCCCGGCAGCUGGCUCGACGAGUUGCCGGCCGUCCUCUAG